Mesorhabditis belari is the source of this 7887-nucleotide messenger RNA. Lineage: Eukaryota; Metazoa; Nematoda; Chromadorea; Rhabditida; Rhabditidae. The record is from the annotation of a GenBank genome assembly.
AUGCCCGCCGAUUCAUCGGACGUCUCUUCCGGUUGGGAGCGAGUCUCCGACCAGGACUCUCAGUCUAACUCGUCGACGAGCGCGAUGUGGAACGGUGAGACUCCCUAUUGGCACGGACAGGAGGACAUCGUCAUCUCCGGAGUCUCCGGACGUUUUCCUAGGUCCGAGAAUGUGAAAGAAUUUGGAGAUAAUUUGCUCGCCGGCGAGGAUCUCGUCACUGAGGACGAUCUCCGUUGGCCACCCGGCUUCUACGAUCUGCCAAAACGCCACGGAAAGCUGAGGGAUUUGAAGAAAUUCGACACUCAAUUCUUCGGAAUCACCCCUAAACAGGCCAAUUUCUUGGACCCACAAGUGCGUCUCCUUCUUGAAGUCACAUGGGAAGCUAUGGUUGAUGCCGGAAUCAACCCUAUCGACCUUCGUGGCACCAAGACGGGAGUGUUCGUCGGGUGCUCGGCCUCUGAAACCGGUGGAGCUCUCACUCAAGAUCCAGAGACUGUCACCGGCUACACAUUGACGGGAUGCGUUCGUUCAAUGUUCUCGAAUCGAAUCUCAUUCACUUUCGAUUUCCAAGGACCCUCGUUCUCUGUCGACACUGCUUGCUCAUCGUCGUUGCUCGCCCUGCAACUCGCCGUCGACUCGAUGCGUCAAGGCCAAUGCGAAUCAGCGAUCGUGGCCGGUUGUCAUCUCACUCUCACACCAACAGCUGCCCUUCAAUUCCUUCGAUUGGGCAUGUUAUCCGAUAAAGGAUCGUGUCGUUCGUUCGAUGACUCCGGUGAUGGAUAUUGUCGAACUGAGGGCAUUGCCGCGAUUCUUCUCCAAAGAAAAUCCAAAGCCAACAGAAUCUACGCCACUGUGCUUCAUGCAAAGUCGAACACUGACGGAAAUAAAGAACAAGGAAUCACUUUCCCGUCCGGUGAACGCCAAGCUCAGCUCUUGGAGGAAGUCUACUCAGAGGCUGGUAUCGACCCAAACACCGUCUACUAUGUGGAAAGCCAUGGAACUGGAACCAAGGUUGGUGACCCACAAGAAGCCAACGCGAUCACACAAGUCUUCUGCUCAAACCGGGAAACGCCGCUCUUGAUCGGAUCGGUGAAAUCAAAUAUGGGACACGCUGAGCCUGCUUCUGGACUUUGCUCUAUUGCAAAAGUCUUGUUGGCCAUUGAACGUCAACAAAUCCCACCGAAUCUCCACUAUCAAAAUCCCAAUCCCUACAUUCCUGGAUUGACCGAUGGACGCCUCAAAGUUGUCACCGAGCCCACGCCAAUCAAUGGAGGAGUCAUCGGAGUGAACUCGUUUGGAUUUGGAGGAUCGAAUACGCACGUCAUCCUCAGAGCCUCCGAUCACGUUGCCAAGCCUCUUCCUCCACCAACGUUCACAAAGAUUCUCACCUAUUCGGGAAGAACCCAAGAAUCGGUGAAUCAUGUCUUCGAGAAUGUCGAGAAUAACCAAAGCGACUAUCAUCUUCAACGACUUCUCGCAAAACAGGCCAAUCUUCCACCAAAGGAUACGCCAUUCCGUGGAUAUAUGCUCUUGAAUCGAGAAGGAGAAUUGCCACCACUCAAGGAUGUCCAAAAAGUGACGAUCACCGAGCCUCGCCCCGUCUACUUUGUCUACUCUGGAAUGGGAUCUCAAUGGCCGGGCAUGGCUCAAAAACUGAUGGCCGUUCCAGUGUUCAACGAUUCGCUCAAAGCUUCCAGCCGAUCUUUGGAGGAAUUCGGAGUCGAUGUUUACAAGAUGUUGCAAAGCUCGGACCCAUCACAAUACAAGAACAACACCCUCAACUGCAUGCUCGCCAUCUCGGCGAUUCAAAUCGCGUUGACCGACACGAUGAAGGCGCUCGGCGUGGAACCCGAUGGAAUCAUUGGGCACUCGACUGGUGAAAUGGGCUGUGGCUACGCUGACGGUUGCUUGACCGCUGAACAAACGAUGAAACUCGCCUACCACCGCGGAACGUCGAUCAUGAACUCGAAAAUCGAGGUGAAAGGAGGCAUGGCUGCUUUGGGAAUCACAUGGGAUGAAGCACAAAAGAAUUGCCCACCUGGAGUCGUCCCAGCUUGUCACAACGCUCAAGACAAUGUGACCGUCUCCGGAGAUUUGGAGGCUAUCGAGAAAUGGUGCGAAGAUCUGAAGGCUAAGGACAUUCUUGCUCGUCCAGUCGACUCUUCUGGCAUUCCAUUCCACUCUCCAGCCAUGUUGAAGGUGAAAGAGCCGAUGCUUUUAGCGAUGAGAACCGUUGUGCCCGAUCCAAAGCCCCGUUCUUCUCGUUGGAUCUCCACCUCGAUCCCUGAAGACGAAUGGGAGAGUGAUUUGGCUGCUACUUGCUCUGCUGACUACCAUGUGAACAACGCGUGCAGCCCAGUGCUCUUCUACGAAGCCUUGCAAAAGAUCCCCGCCAACGCCAUCACAAUCGAGUUAGCUCCACACUCUUUGAUGAACGGAAUUCUUCGACGAUCACUUCAGAAAACUGUCACCAACGUUGGCCUGAUGAAGCGCGAUGCCGAGAACGAGCUCGAGAGCUUCCUCUCCGCUCUCGGAAGAGCCUACCAAGCUGGAGCCACCAUCCAAAUCGAUCAACUCUACCCGCAAACCGAUGGUCCAGUGCCCAAGGGAACUCCAAUGAUUGGACCAAUGUGGAAAUGGGAUCACUCGCAAGAUUGGCCGGUCAUCGAUGGAAAGCUCAUGGCUUCUGGAGGAGUCGGUGGAAUGGCAGCUUCAGCCACCUACACUAUCGAUCCAUUCGCAGCUGACUCAAAAGAGGCCUACCUUUUGGACCAUUGCAUCGAUGGACGAGUUCUCUAUCCAUUCACUGGACAUAUGGUUCUUGCCUGGAAGACCUUGUGCAAACUAAAAGGAGUCGAUUUCCAAAAGACGCCAGUCGUUUUGGAGAAUAUCAACGUCUACUCAGCUACAAUUCUCACCAAGCCAAUCAAACUCGAUGUGGUCAUCACUCCAACCGGGCAAUUCGAGAUCAUCUAUGAUGAGCAAGUGGCCGCUUCUGGACACAUCUACAUUCCUGAUGAUACCCAACCACCCUACUACAACAAGCUCGAGGACAUCCGCACUUCUGCGAUCGCUGACCGCAUUGAGCUGGACACCGAGGAUGCCUACAAAGAGUUCCUCUUGAGAGGCUACGAGUACGGACAGGCUUUCCGUGGAAUCUAUCGCACGUGUAACUCGGGAGAGCGUGGAACGUUGUACUGGACGGGUAACUGGGUGACCUUCCUCGAUUCGCUCCUCCAAACGGCACUCUUGGCUGAACGAGCUGACAGCCUUCGUUUGCCGACGAGAGUGAGAUACCUCCGCGUUGACCCAGAGAAGCAUUUGGGAAGCGUGAUUGAGCAGGACGGAAUUCAGGUCAUCGAGCUUCGCAACGACCAUGCCACAAAUGGCUGUGUUGCCGGUGGAGUCGAAUGCUGUGACCUCACCGCUCACACUGUUGCCCGAAGAAUUCAAACAUCUGGACAACUCUAUCACGAGAAGAUCUUCUUCGUCAAACACUUCGACACCCACGCUUUGGCCGAGUUCCCCAAGGAGCGAGCGCUUCUCGAAGAAUAUUCCCGUAUUCUCUACAAUGUCCUCUCAGCUGGACUCCAGAAAUGGGACAAAGAGGGACUCCUUGGAAACUUCCGUCAAGGAAAGCUUCUACAAACUGUUUUGAAGGGAUUAAAGCCGACAAAGGCUACUGAAGAAGAGGUGAAUCGCUGGCUGAAUGAUCAAAAGGCUCCACUUCUUCAUGCGCUCAAUGACGCCUUUGAGACAACGUAUUACAAGAAUGACUACACUGUGGGAGAAUAUGAAGAGCUAAUCAGAAACAAGCUGAAAGCGUUGAAGGGAUCAUUUGAAAGGGAUUAUUUCUGGAAUUCGGUGAUGAAUCAAGAUCGUGUCUUCAAGACUGUGCAAGAUAUUUGCAUCGAGAACUCAGCCGGUCACAACUCGAAGUGUCUCAGCUUGGAGUUGUUCUCGGUGGAACAGUUGAAGUUGGCGAGAGAAGCUGUGUCUUCGCAUCCACUUUUGGAGUUGGACUGGCUCGUGGCUGGACCUGAGGUUGAUCUACUCGAUGAUAAUUCACUCGAGCAAAUCGGCGCCAAGAAGUACAAGCUCUCCCUUGAUGAUCCAGCUUUCAACGGAUCAAACGAAUUGAAGAAUAUGGACUACAUAAUUAUUGAUCGAGUGCUUGCACAAAAAUCCAACGCCGGUGCUUACUUGCAAGCGGUGAAGCACUUGCUCCGCGAUGACGGCUUCAUCAUCGCCAUUGAGACCACCAAAGACUAUGAGCUGGCCACCGCCGUUCACAGCCUCCUUGGACACGAAAUUGAUGUGGCCGAGGACCGAAAAUAUGGAGCUUUCUUCACGCAUGAGCAACUCUUGAAGCUCUUCGAGGACAAUGGAUUCAGAAUUUGCAACUAUCAAAGCGAUCCACUCAUGAUGACCACAACCUAUGCCAUUCGCAAGAUCCCCACUCAACCACGCGAGCCCGUCUUCGUCGAUGUGGAUGAUGUGAAAGAGUUCACUUGGAUCGAGCCACUCCAGAAAAUGGUCGAGGAUCGCCUCAACGAGCCCGAGUACAAGACCAUUUGGCUCACUUCGACCAAGGUCCGCAACAAUGGAGUCGUUGGAAUGGCCUUGUGCUUCGUGGAGGAGAAUCUGAAAGCAAACCGAUUCCGCACUCUCAUCGAUAUCUCAGUCAAUGAAAAGAACAGAGUUGGAAACCCGACAUUGACAAUGGAGAAGGAUUUGGUGAAAAACUGCAUCUCACUCGAUCUCCACGCAAACAACUAUCGCGAUGGAGUGUUCGGCUCGAUGAGGCACAUCGUCGUCAGGGACGAGGACGCUCAUCAAACGAAACAAUGCGAGCAUGCGUUCAUCAAUACCCUCGUUCGUGGUGAUGUCUCUUCACUCACCUGGUUCGAAUCACCCAACCAGUACUUCGAUCAAGCUGAAGAUAAAAGCUAUUAUCGAGGGGUCUCCGCUGAUAAGAAAGGAAAUCUCGAGCUGUGCCAUGUCUACUAUUCGGCUGUCAACUUCCGUGAUGUUAUGUUGGCGUAUGGCCGUCUUCCACCAGAUGCCAUUCCUGGACAAUUCGCCGAUCGUGAAUGCUUGUUGGGAAUGGAGUUCUCGGGACGAUUGAGAAAUGGACGAAGAAUUAUGGGUAUUCUUCCGGCUCAAGCUCUUGCCACCACCGUCGUUGUCGAUCGUGAAUACGCUUGGGAUGUACCCGAUCAUUGGACUCUUGAAGAGGCGGCAACUGUGCCCGUUGUUUACACCACCGCUUACUAUGCUCUGAUCAUUCGAGGAAGAAUCCGCAAGGGAGAACGAGUUCUCAUUCACGGAGGCUCGGGAGGAGUCGGACAAGCCGCCAUUGCUAUCGCUUUGGCUCAUGGAUGUGAGGUGUUCACCACCGUUGGAUCCAACGAGAAACGCGACUACCUCAAGAAGAAAUUCCCGCAACUUCAGGACAAACACUUUGCCAACUCAAGAUCUGCCGACUUUGAGCUUCACAUUCGCCAUGUCACCAAGGGUCGUGGAGUCGAUGUCGUGUUGAACUCGUUGGCUCUUCACAUGCUUCAGGCGUCCGUCCGUUGCUUGGCUCAGCACGGUCGCUUCCUCGAGAUCGGAAAAGUUGACCUUGCUCAAAACUCGGCCCUCGGAAUGGCGGUCUUCUUGAAAAACGUGACAUUCCACGGAAUUCUUCUCGACGCCGUCAUGGAUCAAUCGAUCGGAAAUCACGAUGAUUGGCUUGAGAUCUCGCGUCUUUUCCAAGAAGGACUCAAGAACGGAGUCGUCGAACCACUCAAGGCGAACACUUUCCCUGCCGAUAAAGCCGAGGAUGCUUUCCGUUUCAUGUCCGCUGGAAAGCACAUCGGAAAAGUGCUCAUGGCCAUUCGAGAUGAGGAGAAGCAAAAGGUCUGCCCACCAACUCCAAUCUCGGUGAAAGCUAUUUGCCGAACUCUUUGCCAUCCACAACACGUUUACAUCAUCACUGGAGGUCUCGGAGGAUUCGGACUCGAGUUGGCGCAAUGGUUGAUCAAUCGUGGAGCGAGAAAGCUUGUGUUGACGUCUCGCUCGGGAAUCAAGACCGGAUAUCAAGCUCGUUGUGUGUCGUUCUGGAGAAGAACUGGAGUCUCGGUGUUAAUCUCGACAAUGAACAUCGCCAAGCAAGAUGACGCCAAUGAGUUGGUCAAACAAGCACAACAUAUGGGACCAGUUGGAGGACUCUUCCAUUUGGCUAUGGUGCUCCGCGAUUGCCUCUUCGAGAACCAGAAAGUUCAGAACUUCAAGGACGCUGCUGAGGCCAAAUACUAUGGAACAAUGAACAUCGACAUGGCUACUCGUCGCCUAUGCGGAAAAGAAAUGAAAUGGUUCGUUGUGUUCUCAUCGAUCACUUCUGGAAGAGGAAACGCUGGACAAACGAACUAUGGAUGGUCGAAUUCGACAAUGGAGAGAAUGAUCGAACAUCGACGAGAGGACGGACACCCAGGAAUUGCCAUUCAAUGGGGAGCCAUUGGUGAUGUGGGAGUGAUUCUUGAGAACAUGGGAGACAACAACACUGUGGUCGGAGGAACCCUCCCUCAACGUAUGCCGUCGUGCUUGGCCGCUUUGGAUCUUUUCCUCUCAUGGAAUCAUCCAAUUGUCUCCUCGUAUAUCAAAGCUGACCUGGGAGCAAAGAAGGCGAGUGGUGGUGGAAAUCUCCUCCAAACGAUCGCCCAUAUUCUCGGAGUGAACGACGUCUCCCAAUUGAACCCCGAUGCCAACCUCGGAGAUCUCGGAUUGGACUCGCUCAUGGGCGUUGAGAUCAAGCAAGCUCUCGAGCGUGACUACGACAUUGUGCUCUCGAUGAAGGACAUCCGAACACUCACCCUCAACAAAUUGCAACAACUUGCCGAGAGUGGAGGAGCUAGUUCAACAGCUCUUCAAACCACUGAGAUGGACAUGAAGAAAGAGGGAGAAGCGAACGCUGAACAGAACACCGUUGAGAUGCUCGAGAAGCAAAUGAAUCAACUCUUCAAGAUGAGAGUCGACGUGAAUGACUUGGAUCCACAAGAUAUGAUUGUCAAGGGAAACAAGGUUGAAGAGGGACCAACAACUUUCUUCCUUCACUCAAUCGAAGGAAUUGCUACUCCGCUCAAGAAGGUAAUGGCCAAGUGCGAUUUCCCCGUCUACUGCUUGCAAGCCACCCGAGAAGUCCCACAAGACUCGAUCGAAGCGGUGGCCAAGCGAUAUAUUAAAGAGAUCAAGAAGAUUCAACCGAAUCCCCCAUAUCGACUCGUUGGAUAUUCGUAUGGAGCGUGCAUCGGAUUCGAGAUGGCCAAAACCCUUCAAGAGACUGAAGGAGCCGACGCUGUGGAGAGACUGAUCCUCCUCGAUGGAUCCCACCUCUACAUGCAAACGUACAGAAAUGUUUACCGAAUGGCCUUCGGAGUGACAGGAGACACUCUCGUCAACAAUCCCCUCUUCGAGUCGGAGAUCAUGUGCGCGAUGACUCUCCGCUUCGCUAACGUCGAUUACAAGAAAUUCCGAGUCGAACUUCUGCAACAACUCGGCUUCAAGGCUCGAGUACAGAAGGUGGUUGACACAGUGAUGACGACGGGGCUCUUCAAAUCGGCCGAAACUGUGGCCUUCGCUUGCCAGGCGAUGCACAGCAAAUUCUUGAUGGCCGACAAGUACAAGCCCGACGGAAAAUUCAAGGGACUCAUCACACUCAUCCGAGCAGAGCAAGGAGCCGCCCGAGAAGAAGAUGUGGGACAAGACUAUGGAAUAAGCAUGGUCUCCGAGGACUCGAAAGUCUACGUGGUCGAGGGUGAUCAUGACACAUUUGUGCAAGGAAAGAGUUCGAACAAGACAGUCGCCAUCAUCAAUGAGCUCAUCAAAGAGACUCACCGACAACAA